This is a messenger RNA of Cygnus olor (mute swan), 2850 nucleotides long. RefSeq names its product laccase domain containing 1 (gene LACC1). The record is from RefSeq and is a predicted model, not a curated record. The transcript is spliced from 6 exons. Gene Ontology annotation, molecular function: copper ion binding. The coding region runs from base 1200 to 2516 and encodes 438 amino acids. Lineage: Eukaryota; Metazoa; Chordata; Aves; Anseriformes; Anatidae.
UUAAUUUUUAAUGCCAUGCCCUAGUUCAGUCACAUUUGACAGUGGGCUGAAAGCCUCAAAGAUAACUGCUUUCUGCAAACUUCAUGAAAAUUGAAAAUGUACUUCAUGUAAACUUCCUCCGCUGGGCAGAAGAGGAAGGAUAAGAUACCCACAUCAGUCCCCUUUGGGACUGAAUGCUAGAAGAGUUCAGCUCUCAUCCCUUUGCCCAGCGUAUGCUGGAAGACAAAACAAGAAGGGAAAUGGCAGGGGACUCCAGAGGUGUUUCCUGGACCUGGCAGAAAUGUAGGUGUAUUUCAGUUUGAAGGGAAAGGAGGGGUAGGAGUCAUAGAAGAGCAAUUUGUAGGAAAUUCGACUUUACAGAUUCCUCUGUUCAUGGAAAAAAUAUUUUAAUUUUUCGUGUCUGUUUCUUCAGUUGUCAUAUACUUAUCAUUGCUAUGACAAUGAUUUUAGCAAGGCUGAGAAAAUGUAUUUAUUAUCAUAUGAUUCUUGGACAAACCCUGAUACAAAUUCCACGUUCCCCAACUUGCCUUCUGACUGUUGAAUUGCCCUGUCAAAACACUGGCUUUUUUUUACCAAGCGCUGCAAAAUUUCUCACUGCUCCAAAGAGAAGUUUCCUUCCUCAUUUCAGGCAGUGGCAGUGAAGACUGGCAUCUCUUAACCUCUAUCGGAGCCUUUCUGACUGUGCUUUUUCUUGCCUGACUGCUAAAUCCUUCACUGGAAUAUGCCAGUAUGCAUGCCUUGCCUUAUAGAUCCCUCAGAAAAGGAAACUUUUGGUCUGCACAAGUUUCCCCUUAACUUCUUUGUAUUCUUGUUCUGCUUUGGUGUGCCAUAUGUCUCUGAAUCUGAGAUUGUGCAAAGCAAAUGCACUGGCACGCGUGAUGACAGCAGUAAGUUACAUGGCAGGGUUAAUGCUGCUUCCGGGUUUAGUCCUUAAUCACGGUGAUGCCUUUCAGUACAGUUUGUUAUUUCCUGGGGAUAGUGACAGCAACAAAGCAGGGUCUCAUCACAAAGAAGAAAUACAGGUUCCCACUCCAAUCUUACCUAGAAUAGGAAUUUCCAUCUUGUACAAAUCAGCCGCAAGACUGACGGUGAGAAGUGAGAUACAUAUAUAAAGCUGGCAAUGUGUGUUUAUAGCAGAUGAUAUCUUGCAAGAAGUUAAAAGGAUUGACUGCCUGUUGAAUCUUUAAAUUGCCUAGACUAUGGUGGAAGCAAUACUGAUUGAUCUGUUCAGCCUACCAGCCGUCUUGCAGAACAACAUCCAAGGACUGCUAUGUAACACUCUGGAAACUAUUGAGAAGUGCUCUUCCAUCCCUGCUCCAUUUGUUUAUGUCAUGUGCUGCCAAGUGCAGGGCAGUGAAUGGAAGGGUGAGCAAGAUUCCUUGCUUCCAGCUCUGAGAGAUUUCCAGAGUCUGAAGAAAAGACUUGAGGUGGUACGUGCUCUGACUACAGCUGCUGCGUUGUACACCAUCAAACAAAGACUUGAUGAAAAGGACAUAAGCACCAUUAAAAUUAUUCUCCCUACCUUAAGGAAAGAAUUAAUGAAAGUAUAUAUAGACCAUCUCUUUACUCCCGUCUACCAGUUCGAAUUUGAGGAUUUACAGGUGGCAUCUGAUUGUAAUAACCUACAGACAACUGAACCUCAGAGUGAAGGGCAAACACUUUCCACACAGGACGUGGCGCUCAUCCAAAGUGAGAUUCAGAUGUACUUGGAAAGCCUGCCGAGUCUGAAAGGGGAGCUCACCAUCCUCAAAUCUUCCCUGAUCCCAGAUGAUAUCUUCCUCCAUGGAUUCACCACAAGGACAGGUGGGAUCUCCUACAUACCAGCUCUAAGCUCCUGCAAUCUCUUCAGUAGUUCUAGGAGGAGGGACCCACAAGUUGUUGUUAAAGAAAAUCUCCGCAGGCUGGCUAAUGCUGCAGGAUUUAACCCAGAGACUUUUCACAGAGUCAAGACCGAUCAUGCUAAUGCUGUGUGUAUUAUGGGAAAGACAGAGCCUGACAGCUAUGAUGGAAUAGUUACGGAUCAGAAAGGUGUUACAAUAGCAGCUCCAGGAGCCGAUUGCAUACCUGUACUGUUUGCUGAUCCUGUCAGAAAAGCCUGCGGUGCUGCUCAUUCUGGAUGGAAAGGCACGUUGUUAGGAGUUUCUAUGGCCACAGUAAAUGCGAUGGUAUCUGAAUAUGGCUGUAACGUGAAAGACAUCCUCGUGGUCCUGGGCCCUUCUGUAGGACCUUGCUGCUAUAAACUUCCUCACGAAUCAGCUAAAGAGUUUCACAGAAUUGAUCCAAAGUGUGUGAGACACUUUGACUCUGCAACUCCAUAUAUUGAUAUUAGAAGAGCCACACGGAUUCUUCUUGAGAGUGGUGGGAUUCUUCCAGAGAACAUCCAAGAUGAUUCUGUCACAGACCAGAACCAAAAUAUCACAUUCUGUACUGCAUGCCAUCCUGAAAAAUUUUAUUCUCACUUUCGUGAUGGCACUAACUUUGGCACACAGAUUGGCUUCAUAUCAAUCAAAGACUGAGAUAGUAUCUGUCUCUUGCUCUGGAGUAGUAUUUAGACAAUAAGUCUGGUGCGUUGACUGUUAUCCUGCUCUCCUGGUAGAUUUCUUUCCUUCUUUGUUUCACGGACUUGCGAUGGAAAGAGUACACAGGCCUUCAGAUUCUCCUGCUUCUUCCAUUCCCUGUCAUUCUGAGGCAAGAAGAGAUGUCUAAGAUACGGAUCCUGGCUUGUGUGAGCCAGGUUCCAAAGGAAACAAGGACAACUCACAACAGUAAUGAAGCACUUCUGCAAAGCCAGAUGCAAGAUCCCAUUUUCUUGCCUCUUUGACCAAGUAUAUCCCAUAAACCUUACUGGUC